GGUGGCACAUCCAAGAUGAGGUCCUUCUGCGUUUCCGGAUUCUCCGACGCCAUGGACUGGAGGCCCAUCUUCUUCCAGGAUGCCGAGAUCACUCACAGCGCAUGCGCACUGUGUGGACUCGUGUUCCUCAAAGCCAUCAGGCUGUCCUGUGGCCACACGCUCUGCCCCGAGUGCCACGAGGAGUGCUCUCAACAAGGGAGCACCUGUCCCAUCGAUGAGGAAUCCUUCGGCGAUGAUGACUGCUCCCGAAUCGAGCUUUCAGUGGGCUUCCUCGCAAAACGCCGGGCGGCCUGCUGGAACAAGUCUAAUGGCUGCAACUUCGAGGGUCCCGUUGGCAGUCUCUUAAAGCACAACAUCGAGUGCGCUUUCCACGUGGUGUCCUGUCCUCGGUGUCAAGUGUCCGUGCUGAGGAGCGAGAUUGUGGGACACUGCAAACAUGGUUGCCACGUACCCGCCGUUGGGCCUGUAGUGGACGCAGACCGUGCCGCACAGGGAUACGACAGCAUCGAGCAGACAAGUAAUGAAAUCAAAGAAGCGUUGGGCAAGCUCUCUGAAGACCUGUCCUGUCUGCACACCAGCCUGAACCACUGCCGGGAGGACGUCAGAAAAGCAGAAAAGAGUUCGAAAGAACAACUGGAAGCUCAGUCUGCGACACUUGAACACUUGUCCAGAUUGCACAUCGAGGGACCUUCUCUUGCAGAAGGCGGAUUGAGUGACGUCGCUGGUAAAGGGGAGAAGGGCUGUCAGGCCGGAAACUUCGGCGUAGACGCCGAACACCCGCUGAACGCCACGGAGAGCACGUUCCAAGUAAUGCGUCCUGAUCACCAAGGAAAGCUAUUUUACUGGCACUUAAAGGGACUCGCAGCUAUGAAGGAAGAUGCAAACUCUUGUUAUUUGGUGGUAACUGAGAGCCCCAGGCACUAUUUGAGUGGAUACAACGUGUCCAUUGUAUGCCGUGUUGUUCCGUCUGAGAGUGACUUUUGUUGUGAUUUGUAUUUAAAAUUACAUCUUGGCGACAACGAUUCAAGCCUUAAAUGGCCGUUCAGAAGACGUAUCAGGGUCAGUGGCAUUCGCAACAUGAACCAAAAGAGGUAUCGGCUCAAAAAAUACAGUUUUGAUUUGGAUCCACCGUAUUAUGAGAACUUUAAGAGGCCAGACGGAAGUUCCUACAGCACUUUAGAACGCUUUUCUUCGUUGAUGUUGGAUAGACUAGAAAGGGACGGGUUUGUUGAUAACAACUCACUGCACCUGUACUUUGAGGUCAUGUAAUUGAAAGCCUGCUGACGAACAAUAAAUUUAAAAUAGGAGAACAUUAUUCUGCCAAAAUUAAAAUUAGCUUAUUACCUGUCCCUCAAAAUCGCACUGUUUAAUUCACUGUACACUUUUACAGCUGUCUCGGUUUA
This is a messenger RNA of Ixodes scapularis (black-legged tick), 1403 nucleotides long. RefSeq lists its product as uncharacterized. Lineage: Eukaryota; Metazoa; Arthropoda; Arachnida; Ixodida; Ixodidae. Gene Ontology annotation, molecular function: tumor necrosis factor receptor binding; ubiquitin protein ligase binding. The coding region runs from base 16 to 1269 and encodes 417 amino acids. Gene Ontology annotation, cellular component: cytoplasmic side of plasma membrane; plasma membrane signaling receptor complex. The record is from RefSeq and is a predicted model, not a curated record. The transcript is spliced from 2 exons. Gene Ontology annotation, biological process: tumor necrosis factor-mediated signaling pathway; positive regulation of JNK cascade; protein K63-linked ubiquitination.